This is a messenger RNA of Elgaria multicarinata webbii, 3812 nucleotides long. It is a transcript of the gene ABHD13, whose product is annotated as abhydrolase domain containing 13. The record is from RefSeq and is a predicted model, not a curated record. Lineage: Eukaryota; Metazoa; Chordata; Lepidosauria; Squamata; Anguidae. Bases 119 to 1132 code for a protein of 337 amino acids. The transcript has 2 exons. Gene Ontology annotation, molecular function: palmitoyl-(protein) hydrolase activity. Gene Ontology annotation, cellular component: membrane.
GGAAGAGGAAUGCUCCGCCCUGGAGAGCGACGAGGCCGCUGCGCGGGAGCGCCAUCAGGCCUGGUGGAGCACUGGCGGUUUAGGUUUCAUAUGGACUAAAGAUUCAUUGACUACUAUAAUGGAAAAAUCAUGGAUGCUUUGGACUGUCAUUGAAAAAUGGCUACUUGCCUUGGUGUCAUGGUCCUGGGGUCUCUGCCGUAUUUCUCUCUUAUCUUUAAUAAUAACGUUUCAUUUGUAUGGAGGCGUGAUUUUACCUCUGUUAAUAUUUGUAUCUAUCGCAGGUAUAUUAUAUAAAUUUCAGGAUGUAUUGCUUUAUUUCCCAGAACAGCCCUCUUCAUCACGGCUUUAUGUUCCUAUGCCUUCUGGCAUCCUGCAUGAAAAUAUUUUCAUCAGAACCAAAGAUGGUGUGUUGCUCAAUCUAAUACUUCUCCGAUUUACAGGGGACAACUCCUCAUACUCUCCUACUAUCAUUUACUUUCAUGGGAAUGCAGGAAACAUUGGUCACAGACUACCAAAUGCUUUGUUGAUGCUAGUGAACCUGAAAGUAAACUUAUUGCUGGUUGACUAUAGAGGCUAUGGAAAAAGUGAAGGAGAAGCUAGCGAAGAUGGUAUCUAUUUAGAUUCUGAAGCUGUUCUAGACUAUGUGAUGACUAGAUCUGAUCUUGAUAAGACAAAAAUUUUUCUCUUUGGCCGUUCUUUGGGGGGAGCAGCUGUUAUUCAUCUAGCGACUGAAAACUCCCAUAGGAUUUCUGCCAUCAUGUUGGAGAACACGUUCCUUAGCAUCCCGCAUAUGGCUAGCACUCUGUUCUCUUUCUUCCCAAUGAGGUAUCUUCCUUUAUGGUGCUAUAAAAACAAGUUCCUGUCCUAUAGGAAAAUAUGUCAUUGCAGAAUGCCUUCACUUUUUAUCUCUGGGCUGUCUGACCAGUUGAUUCCUCCAGUUAUGAUGAAGCAGCUUUAUGAACUUUCCCCUGCUCGGACUAAAAGAUUGGCAAUAUUUCCUGAUGGAACUCAUAAUGACACUUGGCAAUGCCAAGGCUACUUCAGUGCGCUUGAACAGUUCAUCAAAGAAGUGAUAAAGAGUCACUCCCCUGAAGGAAUGGCAAAAAUGUCAUCAAAUGUAACAAUAAUAUAACUAUAAUUCCAAUCUGUCAUUCUGAUACAAUUGCAUUGUACCUGGAUUUAUGGAAAGUUAUAAAGAAUUACCUUUUUUUAAAAAAGUGUUCUGUCUGUACUUAUCUAAAGACUGAAAUUAAACAUGGAGAAAUAUACUAACUUAUGAUCCAGAUAGUUUUUACACCGAACCCUAUAAAUGAACAAAUGGUUCUACUUAUUUCUAUGAAGUUAGCUUUAAUUCCAUUUCUUAGAUAAAGAUACAUUAAAAUGUGUCGCUAAAUUUUAUGUUACCCUGGUUUUAAUAGAAGAUUGGUUAAGUGUGUUUUGGCUCCACAGAUAAACAUGGUUAGCAAAUUAUUUUGCAGCUAGAUAAUGUGUGAUAAAUCCAUGCAUUUAGUGCAUGACUCAGACCUUGUACUGAAUUUUCUAAAUAGCACUAAUAGAAAUACACGCAAUUCGGUAUGUGGCACAGCUGCAUUACACUGCUUCAUACAGCCACAUUUUGCAUUGGAAACAAAUGGGAAAAGAUGCAUUUAAAGUUGAUAUCAGGGUUGCUUUGAUAUUGCUAUAUAAUAACAAAAUGGACAUUAGUGUGCAAGAUUAAACCUCCCAGAGCUUCGGCUAUGGGGUGGUAUAUAAAUUUAAUAAAUAAAUAAAUAAUAAAUUAACUUCUACAUGCUUAUUAGUUGUGCCAAUCCUAAUAGUCCAAUUGAAAUAUUGUUCUAUACUGGAAAGGCAAGAUAAUUAGGAGCAGUUGGAGUACAUAGAAACUUAAUCAAAACUACAAAUACUCAGUUUUUUGGCCCGAAGGAAGUUCCAUCAAACUUGAGGGACUUUGCUGAAGUAAAUACACUUAAGGUUGAGCUGCAAGAGUGCCAAAGUAAAUGGGGAAGUCAAGAGUAUUAAAAAACAGAGUUUGAUCUCGAGUAUACUUUUAUAAAAUACCAUUAUCUGCUGUAGCAGGUGUUAUCUAGUGUUUGCGAGGGAUUUCCCUUUUUCUUUUACAAACUAUGCAUAUAUUAUAAAAAUACCUUUUCUUUUUCAAGAAAAAGAAUGCUGUACCCGCUUAUACUGCUUCAGAAUCUUACAGAGUCUUAUUUCCAUCGCAUCUUUAGGGCCUACAGGGAAAAAAUAAUUUUAAAACUGUUCUUCCUGAAAUGGUGCUGCUAACAUCUUGUUUGGAGGGAGCCAAAAUGCAUGUAUUAUUUAGGAAACGGGUGGGGGGUGAUAAUUAUAAUGAAUAUUGAAUGCAGAUACCUUUCUGGUUUUUCUGAUUUUCUUUUUGUCUCUUCUUUAGGAGGAUUCCCUCACUGUCUUACCCCCAACUUUGUUCACCACCCUGUAAAUAUUUAAUACAUUGCAUAGAAAUUGCAAAAAAUAUCAUAUAAACACUUGAUAUAUUUCAGUAGCUGUGGAAAAGUACAAAUGCUAUCUUCUUUUGUAAUUCUGUUUAACCUUCAUCUAUUUUGGGAACAUGCCUCAAAUGUUUACGGAAAAUAAAAUAACACUGUUGGCAAGGCAUCAGCUCUGCUAAUUCAGUCAUGCCAAGUUUGAGGACAAUGCAGGAAUGUUACAAUUGCUCACCAGAUACAAAUGUUCUAGAUUGGACUGUUAUUGGCAUAAUUAUUUUAGAAGACGUAUUAGUGCAGUUCAUUGUAAAUACAGCCUCUUUCAAAUUUUUACGCUAUGUGUAUUUUGAGUUAUAUAUGCUUGGGGAACAUCAGAGUUUAGAAAAAUACAGUUUGUCAUAUUUUUUUCAUACCAUAACUUCUGUGGGACAGUAAAGUAGUUGAACCUAUAACAUCAAACUUUGCUUAUAAAAGUCAUGGUACUUCCUAGCAAGGUGUUAUGUUGGGAAUGGUCUGGUUUUUGAAUUCUUCUGUUCCCAAGUAUCAUUAUCAGCCUGAAGCUCAUGCUUCCAAGUAAGUAUGCAGGACUAAAGUCUCAUACAUGCAAUUCCUGUUUAUUUUUGCAGUGAGAAUUGUAUAAGAACUGUGCUGGAAGGAUUGGGAUCCUCAUAGUAUUGAAGUUAUGAAGUUCUUCCAUCUCAUUUUUUGUUUCCCAAAACAUUUAACUCAGAAGGCCAUAGGAAUAGAUUAGGGAAUUGUACAAUCAAUGGAAAGUUGCCUAAGCUUCCAGAUGUACAAUUUCUGUAGUUUAAAAAUUAAGGCUGAUUUAACAAAAAUGUUUCAUGUAUAUUGGACACUACAGAGGUUGGUUAAGAAAAAACUGACUAGCUCUACUGAUGAUGUAAUGUGGAUAAUGUGUCACUGAGGUAUAUGAUGCCCUGUGGUGCCUUAUUUCUGGUUGGAAGUUAGUUCCUGCAUAAAUUUUGUUCCUGAAAAAACCCUGUGAUAAUAGCAGAUUCUCAUGCAUUAUAUCUUUGCAAUGUGGGGUUAACAGCACAUCUGGACUCUGAAAGCAUUAGCAUUUGGAAAGAGACUUUACUCCAAGUCUGAAAGGAUAAACAUUCGCUAUCUAUAUUCAGUGGACUGAAGAUCUUGCUGCUCUUGUUGCAUUUGAAUCUAUAUCUUAACUUUGUCAAUUUUAUUUAGACAAAUAUUCUGCUUAUAUUAACGUAUAUAUUUGAAACAGAAAUGUCAAGUCAUUUUUUUUAACCACUGGAGUAGUAAAUAGUUGUUUGUUAUGUUCCUGCUAUUAGUGUUGUUCGUAAUUACCCCUGUUUUGUUUUCUUAUAA